CCGGCCUGGGCCUCAGACAGGUCCCGGCCGCAGUCCGGACCGCAUCUCGGGAGGCCUUCGCUCAACAGGGGUGCACGAGUGAAGGGCAUUUGUAACCUCCAGCGUGUGUUCCUCUGUCUCCUCCGCCAAGUGCCUUCGGCGUACCGCAAGGAUGCUGCUGUUCGCUCUGCUCGUUCUCAGUCACGCUACUCUGGGCUUACCUAAUGCUGAACAAGUCACUCUCCCACCUUGGGUAACUACAGAAAGUCAGCCAACAACAACCGACAUACCAGUAACUACAAGGGAGAAAGCUGAUUUGGGCAUAAGAUUGCCUGGAUCUCUGAAACCACUCCAUUACUUAGUUAAACUUCAACCCUUUAUCAAUGGCAACUUGAGCGUCUUCGGCUACAUGGAGGUGGAGAUGGAGGUCCUGGAACCGACGUCCAACAUCACGCUCCACAUGGCCGACAUAAUCACUAAAAAUGACACCAUAAAGUUACAUACUGCGGUCCAAACGCCAGGCCGAGAUCUGUGGAUCAAGAAGCACGAGUACGAUCAUGGUCGUCAGUUUUAUAUCGCCCACUUGACGAGAGAGCUGCAGAAGGGAAGAAAGUACGUUCUCUCCAUGGAGUUCCUUGGUUAUCUUAAUGACAAGCUGCACGGCUUCUACAGGUCGACUUACAUGGAUGAUGACGGCAUCACUAGGAACGUGGCUGCGACCCAGUUCCAGCCCACCGACGCCCGCAAAGCCUUCCCUUGCUUCGACGAGCCCGCACUGAAGGCAACCUUUGAAAUUCACCUCGCAAGGGAAUCUUGGAUGACAACCCUCUCCAACAUGCCCCUCGCAGAAACUCUGCCUGUCAUGGGACAAGAGGGUUGGGUGUGGGAUCGCUAUGAGAAGAGCGUCCCCAUGUCCACCUACCUCGUCGCCUUCGUCGUGUCGGACUUUGUUCAAGUCAACACCACAGUGAAUGACAAAGUAUUACUUCGAGUUUGGGCACGACAGGCGGCGAUAGAUCAGGCAGAGUAUGCAAUGGAUGUGGGCCCCAAGAUCUUGAGUUACCUUGAAGAAUAUUUCAAUCUGUCUUUCCCCCUCCCGAAACUGGACAUGGUUGCAUUAACCGACUUCUCUGCAAGGGGCAUGGAGAACUGGGGCCUUACGACUUACAAAGAAACGUACCUCCUGUACAACGGGCAAGUGUCGACCCCAGAAUCGAAGAUGACUGUUACGGAGAUCAUAUCACACGAACUGGCUCAUCAGUGGUUCGGUGACCUCGUUACACUUGCGUGGUGGGACGACCUCUGGCUCAACGAGGGCUUUGCUUCCUACGUCAGUUUCCUUGGUAUGGAUCAUGCACAGCCAGCUUGGAAAAUAAUGGAAACAUCCAUCGUCAUAAGACUCCAUGUUGUGUUCGGUCUCGACAGCCUGGAGUCCUCACACAGGAUCAGCAUUCCCGUUAGUCACCCAGACGAAAUCGCCGAGGUCUUUGAUUUCAUCUCCUAUUACAAAGGAGCGUCUAUUGUCCGGAUGAUGGCCCAUUACCUCACCGAGGGAACGUUUAGGAAGGGGUUGAACAACUACCUAAGAUUAUUCAAGUACAGGAAUGCUGUACAAGAUGACUUAUGGAAUUGCCUGACAAUGGUGGCUCACGAGGACGGCAUUCUGCCUCAGGACGUGACUGUGAAGAUGAUCAUGGACACGUGGACGCUGCAGAAGGGCUACCCCGUCAUCCAGGUGAUAAGGAGCCCAAACGGAUCCUCUGCCACGUUGACGCAGGAGCGGUUCCUCUUAGAAGGGAGCGCAAACUCUUCCAGCACCACGGAUUACAAGUGGUGGGUGCCUCUGACCUUCACGACCCAGAGCGAGGCCAACUUCAGCCAGACUCAAGCCAGUUUAUGGAUGAAGGACUCUGAGGAUCACGUCACCGUCUCUUUUCUUCCCCCGAAGGACCAGUGGGUCAUCUUCAACCUGCAGCAGACGGGCUACUACCGAGUCAACUACGACGACCACAACUGGAAUCUUAUCAUCCAGCAGCUGAAGAAGGACCACCAGGUCAUUUGUCCCAUCAACAGGGCGCAGAUUAUCGAUGACGCAAUGAAUCUAGCGAAAGCAGGCCAUCUCAGCUACAAGAUCGCCAUCGGUGUGUAUUCCUAUCUGCGAAAUGAAGGGGAAUAUCUGCCUUGGGUUACGAGCGUCGGCACGCUCGGUUACAUUGAGAAAAUGCUGCGACAAAGUCCCGGAUUUGGCGCUCUUAAACGCUACCUCCUGGAUUUGGUGUUGCCGCUCUAUGAAACCGUCGGGUUCGACGACAAGUUGGAGGAUCCUCAUUUGGAGCAAAGGAAGAGGAAGAUCGCCGUGAACUGGGCUUGUAAACUUGGCCACAAGGACUGCCUCGACAAGGUGCUCACCCUCUACAGGCAGUGGAUGGCAAAUCCUGACAACACAAGCCGUAUUCCAUCAAACCUUAAAUGGACGGUGUACUGCCGCGCCAUACAGGAGGGCGGGGAGGCCGAGUGGGACUUCGCGUGGGAGCAGUACUUGAAGACCAACGUCGCCAGCGAGAAGACGCUCCUUCUCUCCGCUAUGGCCUGCACUGAAGAAUCUUGGAUCCUCUCUAGGUACCUUGAAAUGGCCAUUAACACCACCAGCGGCAUAAGACUACAAGAUGUAAUGGUUGUAUUAGGAAACGUCGCUACCAAUGAUGUGGGACGCCCCUUGGUAUGGGACUACCUCACACUUAACUGGAACGAUAUCUAUGCAUUUAAGAAGAGGAGGAAAGGGGAAUUAAUGAAGCAAAUAACGGGACCCUUCAAUACAAAGCAGGAACUUGAAAAGGUCGAGUCCUUCGUAACGAGCGGCGUGUCCUUGGAGGGGAACCAGAGGAGCGUCCAGCAGGUCGAAGAGAAAGUCCGAAACAACAUCGCCUGGAUGGACGCCAACUAUGACGUCAUCGUCCAGUGGCUGGAGGAGAACGGCUACUCCUCGAAGCUCAGGGUCGCUUAGGGUCAUCUGCGUCCUCGCCUUUCCUUAGGUUUUGCUUGAAGGUCAUCGGGCAUGUCAGAUUUUCUUUUUGUUCACACAUGCACACACACACGCGGGCGCAGCUCCUGAAAACGCACUUACAAAUACAUGUGU
Molecule: messenger RNA, 3115 nt
Organism: Penaeus vannamei (Pacific white shrimp)
Lineage: Eukaryota; Metazoa; Arthropoda; Malacostraca; Decapoda; Penaeidae
Product: aminopeptidase N
Biological process (GO): peptide catabolic process; proteolysis
Cellular component (GO): cytoplasm
Molecular function (GO): peptide binding; metalloaminopeptidase activity; zinc ion binding
Source: RefSeq, a predicted model, not a curated record